AUUGUUCCGGGUGACACCAUAGUUUAUGUGGGACGUCGUUGCAAAUAAUUUCAUCUUAUGUCUGCUCCCGGUGAAUUCAUGUUAGUUUCAUAGUUAGAAUCGUUCUCAUUGUAGCUUAAAAUAUGUCAUCUCUGGGUAAUUUAUUACUUUAUUUUGGCAUAGUUCCCUUACUAUUAACUCUUGUUUGUUCCUUUCCAGUCUUGCCCGCUGUAAUCUUGACUUUAAGGAGAUCUUCAUGGGGACUUGCAAUAUCACAAAAGGAAUUUCGACGACCUUCUCUGGGAUUUGAGGCAACAAACCUUUACGCAACUUAUUUAUCUAUCAUAGAGAAAAUCAUUCAAAAUUUUCCGAGUAUUUGCAAUGGGGUUGUGAUUGAGAAGGCUACGGUCCAACGAUGUAAUAGUUUGGUGUGGCGGAAAAGCGGUUCAGAGUUUCUUGGAGGUAUAUCAUCUAUUUUUAUAUGGUUGUCAAAGAUAUUUUAAGAUAUUAUUUUUCUAUAUGUCCUAUUAUAUCUUGAUCAGGUGGAUUGGAAU
Molecule: messenger RNA, 533 nt
Organism: Vicia villosa (hairy vetch)
Lineage: Eukaryota; Viridiplantae; Streptophyta; Magnoliopsida; Fabales; Fabaceae
Exons: 3
Coding region: 123-482 (119 amino acids)
Source: RefSeq, a predicted model, not a curated record